GAUUUUUAAUUUCCGGUUCCGUCUUAUGUGGCGGAUUGUAAUUGCUAGCAAAUUUUUGUGAAAUAGAACAGAACUACAUCAUUUUAUACGUACUUUUGUAAAAUAACUUGAAGACAGGUAUUUUCUGUAUUUAAUUACAAAAAAAUUGACUCGAAUAAGCUUUGAAUUGACGAUACAUUUUUUUAUUAAUGAUAAUAAGGUGAAUCCCUCAGUCAUGUCUUGCUCUGCUUUAUACAUCCUGGACGUUAAGGGAAAAGUUCUAGUCUGCCGAAAUUAUCGUGGGGAUAUGGAUAUGUCUUGUAUCGAUAAGUUUAUGCCGCUGUUAAUGGAGAGAGAGGAAGAGGGUUCUCAAUCACCCAUCAUUCAACACGGCUACAAUACAUACAUCUAUAUCAAAUACAACAACUUGUAUCUUGUAUCAAUUACAAGGAAGAAUGCAAAUGUUGCUCUAGUGUUUGCUUUCCUUCACAAGGUAGUUCAAGUGUUCUGUGAAUAUUUUAAAGAGUUGGAAGAAGAGUCAAUUAGAGAUAAUUUCGUCAUUAUUUAUGAACUUCUAGAUGAACUAAUGGAUUUUGGUUUUCCCCAAACAACUGAUUCAAAAAUUCUUCAAGAGUAUAUUACACAGGAGGGCCAUAAGUUGGAUGUUGCUCCUAAACCUCCAAUGGCAGUAACCAAUGCCGUUUCUUGGCGUUCUGAGGGAGUAAAAUAUCGGAAAAACGAAGUUUUUCUUGAUGUUAUUGAAUCAGUCAAUCUUCUAGUUUCGGCACAAGGAAAUGUACUCCGAUCCGAGAUAGUAGGUGCAAUAAAAAUGAGGGUAUAUCUCAGCGGAAUGCCAGAGUUGAGAUUGGGUUUAAAUGAUAAAGUUUUGUUCGAGUCAACUGGUAGAGGAAAGUCUAAAAGCGUUGAGUUAGAAGAUGUCAAAUUUCAUCAGUGUGUUAGAUUAUCGCGUUUCGAAAACGAUCGAACAAUUUCUUUUAUACCUCCCGAUGGAGAAUUCGAAUUAAUGUCAUACAGAUUGAAUACACACGUUAAACCCCUUAUUUGGGUGGAGAGCGUUAUUGAACGUCAUUCGCAUUCUCGAGUGGAAUACAUGAUCAAAGCCAAGAGUCAGUUCAAGAGGAGGUCAACGGCCAAUAAUGUUGAAAUUGUAAUUCCGGUUCCACCGGAUGCUGAUUCUCCAAAAUUUAAGUCAACUGUUGGUAGUUGUAAAUAUACACCGGAUCAGAAUGCUAUGAUAUGGACAAUAAAGAGUUUUCCGGGUGGAAAAGAAUAUUUACUAAGGGCCCAUUUUGGUUUACCUAGUGUUCAAGGGGAGGAUACAGAAGGCAGACCACCCAUUCAAGUGCGAUUUGAAAUUCCGUAUUUUACAGUUAGCGGAAUACAGGUUCGUUAUUUGAAGAUUAUCGAAAAGUCUGGCUAUCAAGCACUACCUUGGGUUCGUUACAUAACUCAGAAUGGCGACUACCAGCUAAGAACGAGCUAG
This is a messenger RNA of Dimorphilus gyrociliatus, 1483 nucleotides long. Lineage: Eukaryota; Metazoa; Annelida; Polychaeta; Dinophilidae. The record is from the annotation of a GenBank genome assembly.